CUUUAUAUUCUAUGGCAGCGUUAGAUGGAUAGCUGUCAAUUGUCAAAAAAUAUAGAAAUCAAUAGAAGCCAAAAUAAUAGCGAGUCGCGUAUUCAAUAACAAAACAAAGAAACGACCUAGUACCUAUUAGAUAACGUGUUAAAUAUAUGUCAUAUUGUUGUAAAAAAACUCGUGAUAUUGUACACAAUCAAAACAAAACGAGUUUUUGCGAUUCGCUUUUCGUAAGGCGUCGGAAUGGCGCCUCAUAGGCAACCCAGUAGUCUUUUCCAGAUCUGUGUUAAAAGUUCUAUUAGUCUUAUCAAUGCCUCUUGUUAUUCUAUUGAAAAAUCAUAUCCUGAGCAUAAAUUCCCCAAUUGUGAGCAGGAGAUUAAAGAGUUGAAAUUGCAAUUAAUGAAGCUGCUUCCAGCCAGGUUAUUCGAUGUCCUCUGUUCACAAAGAACUUGUUGCGUGUACCGCGGCGAUCCUCGCGUUCAGCUACUGGCACUGACGCACCCCAACAUAUCAAUCUUCCGCAAAUGCGACACCGAUAAUGGUAUACCUCUGUCAUUCUGGCUUUCUACACUCUCCACCCUAAAGCGCUUAGUCGUUCUCGAUCUCAAAUUCAUUUGCACUGACGAAAUACUCGAAGUCGUUGGCCAAAAUUGCCUCUUACUCGAAGAAAUUAACAUUGUAUCCAGAGUCGAUAUCUGCAAGUCCCUCUUUAAUGCCUCAGUACUAAUUAGGAAUGUCUCGGAUGCAGGUCUUAGUUUUGUCACAAAUUUAAAACAUUUAAGAAUACUCUCAAUGGAUCCACCAAGGAAUGAAAGAGCGAAUCGUAUUGGCCGCUGUGUGUCCCAAGCUGGUAUCAUCAUGUGUGUCACCAAAUUACCGUACCUGGAGGAAUUACGGAUCGAGUCCUGCGAUAUUGGGUCUACUUUAAUUAGUAGUACUAUAGACAUAGGGCCCUUGAGUCUUCGGAAAAUAAAUUGUCAUUUUGCUUCAGCUGAUGGUGUUAGGAAGUUAUUAAAAAUAUGCCCCUUCCUCAGAGAGUUGUCUAUAACUCACUUAUCCGAAUACAGUAAAGAUUCAAUUUUAGAACAGAUCCGUAUUAGUGAGGCGAGGUUGUAUAGGCUAGACCUUUCUUUUUUUUCCUACUCGGAAUCAAUGCAGCAGCUUCUUACAGUCAAAGGCAGAUAUCUCACACACUUUUCCCUGUGGGAAAUUGACCACUCCAUGACUUUAGAUGCAGUCAUAUCGCUAGGCAAAUGUUGUCCUAACUUGAACACCCUCUGUUUAAUGACUCAGUCAAACUGUCUGGUCAUACCUAAAUAUUUCCAGCGACCGAAAAAAAUAUUCUCAGAACUCAGGAGUCUAACAUUAGGUAAUGACCAUUUUAGUUUACGUGACAUAUUGACAUUUUUCUUAGAAUGUACAGAUAGUAUGCAAAAGUUGAUUUUAAAAUAUCAAAGACGGUCUAUGAUAGACGACAUAAUAUUGCAAUUGUUAGAAAAAGGUUAUUUGAGAAAUUUAAACUAUUUGUGGCUGGAUUGCACAUUGGUGGUAACAACUAAAGUGGCAAAAAAGAUAAUUCAAAUGUGUGAUAAGCUACAAAUAUUCACAGUUGACUAUUCAGUGGAAAUGGUGGACAUAAUCCGUUAUAUCAAUGACAACAAUUUGGAUUUGAAACUUGGUACAUAUUAAC
Messenger RNA from Spodoptera exigua (beet armyworm), 1681 nucleotides. Lineage: Eukaryota; Metazoa; Arthropoda; Insecta; Lepidoptera; Noctuidae. The record is from the annotation of a GenBank genome assembly.